Messenger RNA from Aspergillus campestris IBT 28561, 427 nucleotides. RefSeq lists its product as uncharacterized. Lineage: Eukaryota; Fungi; Ascomycota; Eurotiomycetes; Eurotiales; Aspergillaceae. The record is from RefSeq and is a predicted model, not a curated record. The coding region runs from base 41 to 316 and encodes 91 amino acids. The transcript has a single exon.
GGGGGGGGUGCGUGCCUCGCCUAUUUCCCCAAAUUUCCCCAUGGGCGAUCGGAGACUUGGCGGGAGCCAGGAUCUCAUUGGGCUCAAACUGAGACUAGCAAGCAUCCAGAUAUCCCGAAUGGGACUGGCGGGGCCAAGCCCAACGCGCCCCCCCGGGACACGAGAGGCGAAUACGGAGAGACGGUGGCUGACCACCGGCCUGCUCAUUGGUGUCACCCUUCGCAGGGAGAUUGUGACUUUUGAUUCGAACUUGGCCCAUGGUCAGCGUUGGCGUCUGACUGUCUUGGCCCCCGGUCCCAGGGGAGGGCACCAAUAGGCUCGAUGGCCCCCGCCAAUUUUUACUCCGGGGUUCUUUUUGCUCGCAUUGUUUCGACCCCUGUUAGCGAGGGAGUCAGUCCUCAUGUCAUUUGUGGAUGGUCCGAGAUCG